AUGUCUGCUUGGGAUCAAACUGUAGUGAUUGGACGUAAGGCCCGGCCUGGUGGUAGCAGCGGGGGUGGUGGCCCUCGUGGUCCGACUGCUCUAGAGCGGGCCAAGCAGGUCGGUGCUGUGACUGCGAAUGACCGUAAGACGGCGGCGGGACACAAUAAAGGUCACCAGGGCACGGAUCACCAGCGUAUUGCCAAGCUGGACCGUGAAGAUGAUGUGCCGCCUCCGAGUAGGGUGCCGCCCUCUGUGGGUAAGAUUAUUGGUCAAUCCCGUCAGGCCAAGAGUAUGACGCAGAAGGACCUGGCUGUUCGCAUCAACGAGAAGCCUUCUGUCAUCCAAGAGUAUGAAAGCGGCAAGGCCAUUCCUCAUGCGCAAAUUUUGGCGAAGAUGGAACGCAUUCUCGGCGUGAAGCUGCGUGGCAAAGACAUUGGUCUCCCUCUUGGAGGGCCUAAAAAGUAA
This is a messenger RNA of Malassezia globosa CBS 7966, 456 nucleotides long. RefSeq lists its product as uncharacterized. The coding region runs from base 1 to 456 and encodes 151 amino acids. Gene Ontology annotation, cellular component: nucleus. The record is from RefSeq and is a predicted model, not a curated record. Gene Ontology annotation, molecular function: DNA binding. NCBI's taxonomy places the organism in Eukaryota, Fungi, Basidiomycota, Malasseziomycetes, Malasseziales, Malasseziaceae. The transcript is spliced from 4 exons.